CCGCCCGGCCCUCACGGCGCGGCCUGGCCCCGCACGGCCCCGGGAACGACGCGCGGCUGCGGUGCCGGCAUGUCAGAGGAUUACAGAUGGAAAAGGAAAAGCCAAGGGAAGUCUUUUAAGUACUACGGAAUAAAGAAAUAUGGUCUAAAUGGAGUUGUCUGUGCCAUGUAAUCACUGUGAAGUUUUGUAAUGGCAGAAACUAGGUCUUCAGGAAUCAAAAGAUCCCAAAUAAGUUUGUCAUUCAGUAAAAAUAAGAAGAGAAAAGAAACAACAAAAAAAGUGGAAGUUACAGGAACACCAUCUGCACCUUCAGCAUCAUCCUCUAUUACUUCCUUUUUUAACAAUGUCCCCCCUGCCAAAAUUAGCUGUCCCAUGUGUGGGCAAUUGGUGCCAAGAUACGGAAUAAAUAAACACAUUGAUGAAACAUGUCAGAGAAACCAUGGUGAGAUUGGUGCCGUUGAUGCUACACUGAAUUCUUUUAGGAGUAAGAAUCCCCCAGCUGCAAAUCUGAGCAAUAAUUCCAGCUCAUAUUUUUCAAAAAAACUCUUAAAUCUAGAAACAAGUCCUUCCAAAAGUAAUUUAUUGAAAGCAGGAGGGAGUGCAGCACAACAGACUAGUCCUUAUUUUAGCAAUAACUCAGUCUGUAGUGUUAACAAUGAACCCCAGGCUCGAACAGUUAGAACAGUCUCCUUGGGAAGCUUGUCUUCUAAACUGUCCAGAAGAUGCUGUCUGCAGGGGGGAAAACAGGUCUUGUAUGAAGAAAUCAACUCUUCACCUCCGGCUGUUCACAGUGCCUGUGGAAGUGCUGCAGCACUGGAUGGUGAUGAUGAUGGUGAUGAGACUGAUGCUGGGCAGAGUUCUCAGAAAGAAAAUCAGCCUUCUCAGAGAGAGCACGAGGAACAAAAUUUUUCAAAGAGGGAACCUGAAUUUCAAAAUGAAAUAAACAAAUGUAAUCGAGAAGACCUUGUGGAUAUGGUUCAAUUACCUUUACUGGCCGAUAACAGUAAUGACAAAAGGUUCCCAUCUGGUACAAGGAGCACCAAAGCAGAAAGCAGGUCUGAAGGUGGUGUACUUAGUCCUGAUAAAUUUGAAACAUCUCUAGCUAUCCAUACUUCAGCAGAGCUGAGCAGUAAUUUGGAAGUUAAGACUCAGCCUCACACUGAGGUUACUCCUUCAAAGACAGAAGUAAACUGUGGGACAGAAAAUUGCUUUAGCAGGGAUGAUGCAGAAGUACUUCCUGUGGAAGUUCUUGAAGACUUUAAGAAUGAUGUGAACCACACUUUGUUAGAAACUGUGGAAAAGGCAGAACCUCAGGAUUCCACUGGGGACAUGCUAGACAAAAUAGAUGAGGUCCUCUCUGUGCCCAGCUCUCCUGGUCACCCAUACUACCUCCAGAAUUUUUUACUAGUGCUGCGAGCAGUAUUGGAGAAUGAAGAUGAUGUCAGACUAUUUAAUGAACAAGAUUUGAACAUUAUAACCAAGUUCUACAAAUUAUCAGUUGGUGGACAGAAGUUGUAUGUGAGACUUUUUCAACGCAAGCUGAACUGGUUAAAGGUGAACAAAAUAGAAUACGGGGAGAUAAGUGUGGAUUUGUCACCAAUAAUUGAAGAACUAGCUGAAGCCAGAUUUCUACAAACAGAAUCUGAAUUGGAAGACCUGUGUGAAGGGUUGGAUUUGCUCUCAGCCCCUGAGCUAAAAACUCUGGCAAAAAUCUUUCACUUGCCAAACCCAAAUGGUCAGAAACAGCAACUUGUGGAUGAUCUUCUGAAGUUGUCAAAGCAGCGUUCGAUCUUCAGCACGAGUCAGGCUGGUAUUGGGACAGUGAUUUUAAAAAGGGUGAAGGACCUGGCUGGAAAAUGUGUCAGGGUCUGCAAAGGUGCUCGGGAUGUCUUUUCCCGAAUCCUGCUGCUGUUUUCACUGCCUGAAUCACUGGAGGAGGAAGAAGCUGGCAGUGCUCGGCAAGGCCUGCUCUCCACAGUCCUGAGGGCAAACAUGGGGCAUAUGGUGUUCCCCAGUUACACAGUAAACAGGAAAACACAGGUCUUCCAGGACAGAGAGGAUCUCAUCAGGUAUGCAACUGCUGUUCAUCUGUCAAAUGAUAUAGCCACUGCAAUGGUAAAUGGGAACUGGGAAGAAGCUAAUCAUCUCUAUUUGUGUGCUAAAGAAAACUGGAACGAACUGAAGAAUCAUGCAUCUUUGAGCUGUCACAGAAUUUUACCUGAUUACCUGCGACGUUUCACAGUUGGCUGGGUGUACACAAGAAUCCUUUCUCAAGGAGUUGAAAUUCUGCAGAGACUUCACAAGUAUAAGGAAGCAGUGCAGCAGCUGCAGAGCCUCCUGGCCCAGGAAGUGUAUUGUACUGACAGCAGAGGGAGAUGGUGGGAUCGACUGGCUCUGAAUCUACAUCAGCACUUGAAAAACACUAAGAAGGCCAUUGGCUGCAUCCGGAGGGGGCUGGCAGACCCAGCCGUGCGCACCGGGCACCGCCUGUCUCUGUGCCAACGCGCCCUGCGCAUCAGGGACUCCCCCAGCUGCAAGCAGUUCCAGGGCCUGCUGCAGGACCUGCCCAUCCUCACCGUGCAGGAUGUGACACACGUUACAAUCAAUGGAAAGAUGUGUCCUCAGACGGGAAUGGGAAAAUCUGUGUUUCUCAUGGAGGAUAUUGGUGAUGGAGAAGGAGGCGAAGACUGCAGUGUAUCCACAGUCAUGUGCUCGGUUGAGGAGCUGGCAUUAACUCAUUACAGGAGGAAUGGUUUCGAUCAGGGCAUUCAUGGGGAAGGCUCAACAUUUAUUACGCUGUAUGGGAUUCUGAUGUGGGAUAUCAUUUUCAUGGAUGACAUACCUGACAUGUUCAGAAAUUCCUAUCAGACAGCCCCCCUGGAUUUAUACACUGACAGCUUCUAUGAGAGCAGAAGGGCUGUCAUUGAGGCCAGACUCCAGCAGCUUCACACAGCUUCUUCGGAGACACUGGCAAAGUUGGUUGCUGAUGUCUGGACCACUCAGGAGGGAAAAGCAGCAGCCCUGGUUAACUGGGGACGCUUUACUUCCCUCCAGCAAGUCCAGAGCCUGGUCUCUUGCCUUGGAGGAGCGUUUCUGAGUGGUGUUUUCCGGCGGCUUUCCAGGGACCUGCGGCACUGCCGGGGGGGACUGCCCGACCUGCUCGUGUGGCGCUCCCACAGCCGGCACUUCAAGCUGGUGGAGGUGAAGGGCCCCAACGACCGCCUGUCUCCCAAGCAGAUGCUGUGGCUGAGUGAGCUGCACAAGCUGGGGGCUGCAGUGGAGGUUUGUCACGUGCAGGACGUUGGAGGCAAGAGCAAACGCUUCAGCUGACAGAGAUCACCUGAAAGUCAUGAGGAUUGUAUUCACCUGGGGACCUGAGUGUUUUUCCCUAAGUGACAAUCUGAAGGACACACAGGAAGCCUUUAGCUGGGAUGCUGUUAUUUCCAGGGGGGGCAGGCUGCAGUCUCCUGCUGGACAAGCAG
Molecule: messenger RNA, 3482 nt
Organism: Pseudopodoces humilis (Tibetan ground-tit)
Lineage: Eukaryota; Metazoa; Chordata; Aves; Passeriformes; Paridae
Gene: FAN1
Product: FANCD2 and FANCI associated nuclease 1
Biological process (GO): interstrand cross-link repair
Cellular component (GO): nucleus
Molecular function (GO): 5'-3' exonuclease activity; 5'-flap endonuclease activity; flap-structured DNA binding
Source: RefSeq, a predicted model, not a curated record